ACACUAAAUGGCAGCUUUUUAGAGGUGACGGACUUUGAUAUAUUGUUGGGUGGUUGGGUGUUGUUCUUUAUCAUUUGAGGUAAUAGUAUGUGAAGACUAGUCGACAGUUAACCUAUUUUAUAUGUAUUUCUUAUUUUAUUGCGAAAUAGCUAUUUACAUGAAAUGUAGUCUUUGGGUUAUCGUCUCAGAAAUAACUAGAGACAAGUGCAAUACUUUUGACAGUUUGAAGUUUCUCAGCCUAAAUUUGGCUUGUUCUUCUCCAAAUUACCUUACAGUAUGGUUCCUUUUGACCAUAGUCUCCCUUUAAUAUGUACUCUGGUGCACGUUUUGCUCAUCAUCUAGGAUUUCCCGUGAGUAAAUUUUCCGAACAUUUAUGUGAUGUUCUUGCUGUUAUGGAGUCCUGAUUGUCUUCGGAAUUAAGUAUUAACCUUGAGUGUACACAUACUGCACUUGACUGGUCUAAGAACAGUGUGCUGUCAGGAAAUCGUGAUCAGAGAUUUUUAAUUCGGAAAGGAUGUGGACGUUUAUUUUCCAGCCUGACAUGAGCAUUGAGUCUACUUUGUAACGCAAGGCAUUGUGAAGUGAUAAAAUAUGGGGUCUUCCGAAGCUAGCACACGUCGUCGAGUUAAGUUGUAUAUGUUAAAUGAUGAGCGACAAUGGGAUGAUAAAGGCACCGGUCAUGUAUCUGCAUUGUACACAGAACAGGACAAUAUGGCACUUGUAGUGAUAUCAGAAACAGAUGGAUCUUAUUUGCUGGAAUCCAAAAUACAACCAGAUACGGCGUAUCAAAAACAGCAAGAAACAUUAAUAGUUUGGUCGGAAGGUGAAAACAUGGAUUUAGCAUUAUCUUUCCAGGAAAAAGUUGGAUGCGAUGACGUAUGGGAAAAAAUUUGCGCUGUACAAGGAAAAGAUCCAUCAGUAGAGAUUACUCAGGAAGUUAUCGAUGAGUCGGAUGAUGUAGAUGAUACGGAUGGAUAUACGCCCACUAUGAUGCAGAGUAUUCAGCCUCUUAGUCUUCCACCAUGUGAACUGAGUCGUCUCGAGGAAAUCGUUGAUAUGGUUAGCCAAGCUGUUGCAUCACCUCCAAAACGGGAGCGAUUAGUCGCCCUUUUGGAAUCAACAAACUAUCUACGUCAAUUAGUCGAUGUUUUUCACAAAGCAGAAGAUUUAGAAGAUAUGGAAUCAUUGCAUCAUCUAUACGAGAUAAUGCGACAGCUUAUACUAGUAAAUAAACAUAGUCUGUACGAGAAUUUAUUCGCUGAUGAUAUGUUGAUGGAUGUGAUUGGCAUUCUGGAAUAUAAUCCUUCUGGACGUACCAAGCACAGGGAUUUUCUCAAAAACAAAGCUACUUUUAAAGAAGUACUACCAUUGCACAAUACAGACUUGGUAACUAAAAUACAUCAAACAUACCGUGUUCAGUACAUACAAGAUUGUUGUCUCCCUCCCCCUUGCUUGUUCGAUGAACAUACACUUUCCCAGCUUAAAGCAUUUGUUUCUAUAAACAAAAUGGAAAUUAUACGGGCUCUUCAAGAAGAUGAAGAGUUUAUGUGUCGACUGUUUACUCGCCUAAAGGCAGCAGAUACAGAUCUAACUCAUCGUAGAGAUUUAUCGCUUUUUGUGAAGGAAUUUUGCAAUAUUUCUAUCCAAACGGAUCAAAAAGAAAGUUUUCUGAGCUGCUUACUUCAGCAUGGAGCACUGAGAACGGCUGAAGUACUACUUGCAAUUGAUGACCGUGACAUUAGAUCAGCUGCUCUUGAAAUUCUACAGGCAUUUAUUGAACAUCAACCUUCUGUUGUACGAGAAUACGUAUUUAGAGAAACUGCUCCUUUCCGCAAGGAUGAGGAACUACUCAUCAAUCUGAUGAUAAAUCAAUUGCUCUCUGACCCAGAUCCAGAACUCAGCGAUGCCUUUCUUCUGGGAUACAUGUUGCGCAUUCUUAUCGAUCCAGAUAAUAUGAACAACUCGGGUGUGCGUAGUGAAAAGACUGAUUUUCUCAGCUUUUUUUAUAAACGAUGCGUCAAUACACUUGUUCGACCAUUAUUCGAUAAUACUACAAAGGAUGUAUUGGAAAAAGAUGAUUAUCAUACAGCUUUGGUAUUGAACCAUAUAAUUGAACUGCUUACAUUCUGCAUUGAAACACAUACAUAUCAUAUGAAAAAUUACUGUUUCAAUCGAGAUCUUUUAAAACGUGUCCUUGUUCUAUUACAGUCAUCACAUAAAUUUCUUGUACUAGCUGCUUUACGUCUUCUUAGACGUGUUGUUCAUAUGAAAGAAGAAUUUUACAAUCGUUAUUUGAUCAAAAACAAUCUUUUCAAACCUGUUAUCAUGCUUUUUGUUUCCAAUGGAUACCGUUAUAAUCUGUUGGAUUCAGCUAUCAUUGAAUUGUUCGAUUAUAUUCGCUCUGAAGAGAUUACUUCAUUGAUUACGCAUAUCAUAGAAAAUUAUUGGGAUAUUUUGAAGAAUAUUAAUUAUGUACAGACAUUUACAGAUUUGAAACGUACUUAUGACCAUAGUCAUCGUUCAGUGAGGCCAGUUGUUGGAACUGUCGGUCAACAAGCAACAUUGGAUGUACUGUCAUUGGCUUCUUCUCGCUUCCAGCGGGAUCCACGUGCCCUGGAAAUGGAGGAAGAACAGUGGUUUGAUCAAGAUGAAGACGAUGAAGAGGAAGAGGACGGAGAUAAUUUGUUCCCGCAACAUUCAUCACCAUUGCUUAGUAGAACAACAAAUACUUCAACCGGGGUAGUUGAAACUACUGUGACGAAUGGUUUGUCAAAUUUAUCGUCUUAUGGACUACAUUCUGUAAUCACUACUUCACCGGAUUUGUUAGGUAUUGUUACAUCAACCGAUACUCAAUGUAGUUUUGCUUCUUUAUCAUCAUCAACUGCACCAAGUAGUAAUUCUAGUCUUGAUUCAUGUGCUAGUGUCUUACCUCAUUCGCCUACUUUUUCACCAAAAUCCAAUGUUAUGGACAAUUUAACUGAUAAUUUAUGUAUAUCUUCACGUUCAGCAUCUUUGUGUGAUAGACUACGCUUACGUCCUCAUACUGUUCUUCUUAAUGAUGAUAAUGAAUCUCCCACAACACGUCUUAAUUUUACUCGUCAAACUCCUAUAGCUAUUCAUAUCAAAUCAUCUUUAUGCAAAGAGCAUAAUGAGACAUUAAAUGAUGCUUGUGAAAUCAAUAAUCGAUUGUCAGAACCAGACACUAAUGUAUCACACUCAAAAGAUUCGAAUCAUAUUGCUGAUACUGAGUGCAAAGAAAAUGUAACUUGUCCAAAUUCAAAUGACAUACAAAAUUUAUCUAUAUCGAUUCCUGUUAUCACUGAUAUUUCUCCAAAAGUAAAACGGAAUCACAUUGAUUCACGAAUCGAAGGAGAACAAUGCAGUUCAGUCCAUGUAAAACGUUUGAAAAAAUGCAAACAACCUAAUCACAAAUCACCAUCCCAAGAUUGUUACAAACUCAACGAAAAGUCAGCUGAUUCAGAGGAUGAUUAUCCUUAUGAGCCUCCUGAAGAGAUAAAUGCCACCACCUCACUUGUCGUUAUCGGAACGGAUUCAUUGUCUCCAGUUGGUUUAGUGGACUAUUCAGAUGAAGAAAGUGAGGACGAAGAUCAAAUAAAGGAUGAAAAUGAUCAUAGUCAGUGUGAAGAAAACCACACUUCAGAGAAUAAUGUUGAUGAAUCUUAUCACACUGCAUCAGAUGUUUCAUCUAGUCAAGUUGUGACAGAUGUUGUUUGAUUGUACAAAGUUGAGUAAUCAUUCCUAACUUUCUUCUAGACAAUAAUGGGACGUAUAAAUGAACCAUAUCUGUGCCUUUGUCUUCACAACAUGCAGGUUUUUUCUAGCAAGUGAUUUCAUUGUAUUUGUUUAAAACAUUAAGCUUCCAAUCGUACUGGUUGAAAAUACUGUAAACCACUUGUCAUGCAAUGGUUCUUCGUCCCUAUUGUUUCAAUUUCCAUCUUCAUUCAGUGCGCCAAACUCUUUUAAUCUUUUCUAUUUAAAUAAUUAGUGCGCAUUCUGUACAUAGAAAUAUGAAUAUUAUGCGUCAAUUAAUUGGAAAGCAAAAAAAAACCCCGAGAAUAAUUUAUGUAGAGAAAGUGAAAAAUAGGUGUUUUUAUAACUAUAGGCAUUUGCCUUUUGUAAAUGCGCUUUGUUUGAUUAAUGUAUAACUUUGUUUUCUUUGUAGUCACUACGUAUAUAUUGUUUAAGGAGUUGUUUUUUUCCAUGCCAUAAAUUGAUAUAAAUGAAUUACAAUUUUUAAAGUCUAGUUGAGAUGAUAUUUCUUCAAGUUUUUAAUGCCUGGCUGUGUUGACACAGUUAUACAAUUGACAGUCACUCGAUUGUUUUGCAUCCUGAACUCCCUAUCUGGUUGCGUGUAAUUCGCUUAUUCGCACCAGUUAUUUGAUGUACAAUAAAAAAUUGACUUACUA
Molecule: messenger RNA, 4427 nt
Organism: Heterobilharzia americana
Lineage: Eukaryota; Metazoa; Platyhelminthes; Trematoda; Strigeidida; Schistosomatidae
Source: the annotation of a GenBank genome assembly